UCGUCAGUCUGUCAAAAAAUUGCAAAAAUUCGGGAAAAUUUUAAAAUUCAAUAAAAUCUCAUUUAUAGACAUUUUAAAUUAUUCUACACUAAUUAAGGUUUAAAGAAACAUCAGUAGAUACGGAGAAAGCUAAAGAAAUGUCAAAAAAUAAGUUAAAUCUUACAUUACCACCACCUUCAAUGGAUCAAGCAGCAGCUCAACCUGGUUUGCCAUCUGCAGACUUCCAACGUUUCAGGAAAAAAGAAUUACUUGGUACAAAAAACAGUAUUGAUCAAUUAACAGAAACAUUAGAGGAACUAGAAAUGGAUGAAAAUGCACGUAAAAGAAUUAAAGUAUUUUUGAGUCAAAAAGAGAAGAUUGGUGAAUUAUCGGAUCAGGAUCUUGAGAAGCUUGGUGAACUUGGUUCAGGAAAUGGAGGCGUUGUAAUGAAAGUACGUCAUAAGCCAACAUCCUUAAUAAUGGCUAGAAAAAUGAUACAUCUGGAAGUUAAGCCAGCUAUCAAGAAACAAAUUAUACGCGAGUUAAAGGUCUUGCAUGAAUGUAAUUUUCCACAUAUUGUGGGAUUUUAUGGAGCAUUUUAUAGUGAUGGAGAGAUAAGUAUUUGUAUGGAGUAUAUGGAUGGCGGAUCACUUGAUUUAAUAUUGAAACGAGCAGGGCGUAUCACUGAAGAUAUUUUAGGUAAAAUAACUGUUGCUGUACUCAAAGGCCUAUCGUAUUUACGUGACAAACAUGCAAUCAUUCAUCGUGAUGUCAAACCUUCCAACAUACUCGUCAAUAGUAGUGGUGAAAUAAAGAUUUGUGAUUUUGGUGUUAGUGGUCAAUUGAUUGAUUCCAUGGCAAAUUCAUUUGUCGGUACAAGAAGCUACAUGUCACCGGAACGAUUACAAGGAACACAUUAUUCAGUUCAAUCGGAUAUUUGGUCUCUGGGUUUAUCAUUAGUUGAGAUGGCGAUUGGAAUGUAUCCAAUUCCACCGCCUGAAAUGCAAACACUUGAUGCCAUCUUGUUAAGCGAUGGACAAUCAUUGGCGAAUCAGACAAUUAUCGAGCCAAGAUCAAUGGCUAUUUUUGAACUAUUAGACUAUAUAGUUAAUGAACCGCCACCUAAAUUGGAGCAUCCAAGUUUCAGUCCAAAUUUCAAAGACUUUGUAGAUAAAUGUUUAAAGAAAAAUCCCGAAGAGCGAGCUGACUUAAAAACUUUAAUGAUUCAUGAUUGGAUACGACUUGCUGAGGAGGCAGACGUGGACGUUUCAGGAUGGGUCUGCAAAACAAUGAAUUUACCGCUUACACCCAAACGAACAAUACCCAUACCCCAUUAAAUUAUAAUAUUAAUUAUCAAAUAAUUAAGCCACUAUAAUAUUCAUCCAGUCAUAUUUUUAAUUAAAUUAAACAAUUUUUAAACAUAUUGAUUAAAAAGCAAAGGAAAGGAAAUUUUCGAAAGGAAAUGAAAGUAAUUUCAAGGAAAAGGAGAAUGUCAAGUUCCAUAAAAUUUGUUCUUAUUGAGAAAAACAGUCUUUUUUUUCUCUUUUUUCUAUUUGUGUAAACGUGUUAUAUUGGAAAAAGUACAUUAAAAAAAUUGUUCUAAAUUAUUACAAUGAAUGUGUAAAUUAAAAAUUGAAUCCAAAAAGAAUUAAUUGAUUAAAGUUAAUAAAGAAC
This is a messenger RNA of Chironomus riparius, 1653 nucleotides long. The record is from the annotation of a GenBank genome assembly. NCBI's taxonomy places the organism in Eukaryota, Metazoa, Arthropoda, Insecta, Diptera, Chironomidae.